Messenger RNA from Capra hircus (goat), 5580 nucleotides. It is a transcript of the gene DZIP3, whose product is annotated as DAZ interacting zinc finger protein 3. Gene Ontology annotation, biological process: protein polyubiquitination. The coding region runs from base 303 to 3965 and encodes 1220 amino acids. The transcript is spliced from 34 exons. Gene Ontology annotation, molecular function: polyubiquitin modification-dependent protein binding; RNA binding; ubiquitin protein ligase activity. The record is from RefSeq and is a predicted model, not a curated record. Lineage: Eukaryota; Metazoa; Chordata; Mammalia; Artiodactyla; Bovidae. Gene Ontology annotation, cellular component: cytoplasm.
GGGGGCGGUUGGGUGGCAAGGGGUCACUAUUCGUCUGUGGGCCCUGUUUGCGUUUACUUCCUUGGCCUUCAGCGUGGGUGGCCAGUUUUUUCUUUGUGCGUCAUCCUCUACCUGAGAAAUGGUCGCUUUCCCCUAGUCUAGACACGAUUUGCUUCUUUAGAAGUAUGUGAUCCGAAAAAUUGGAGACUUCUCCAAAAUCUGUAACCUUGAUGGAGGAUAAAGUUAGAUUUGGCUUUAAACAGCAGUCAUAAAAGUCAGUCUUCAAGCCUUGGAAUAAGACUUGCAUAAGAAUAUUAUGCAGUAUGGAUUCUCUACCAGAAGAAUUUUUUGUGAGGGAUCUUCCUCUGGAAGAGCAGGCUACAGAGGAAACCAAGAAAAAGGUAGAAAAAUCAACUGAUCAACUGGACAAACAGGAAAAGGACACACCUACUGAUCUUGUCCCUGUUAACCUACUAUUAGAAGUGAAGAAAUUAUUGAAUGCAAUUAACACUCUACCAAAAGGUGUGGUUCCUCACGUCAAGAAGUUCUUACAAGAAGAUUUUUCCUUCCAAACUAUGCAGAGAGAAGUUGCAGCCAAUAGCCAGAAUGGGGAGGAAAUUGUUCCUGCUUUGACCUUACGUUUCUUAAUGACACGACUGGAAGCAGCACUUAGGAACAUUCAAGCUACUAAUUAUACUGCACAUCAGAUUAAUAUUGGUUAUUACCUGACAUUACUGUUUUUGUAUGGAGUAGCACUCACUGAAAGAGGAAAGAAAGAGGAUUAUAUAGAAGCUGAGAAUAAAUUUCUAGUGAUGAAGAUGGUGAUCCAAGAAAAUGAAAUUUGUGAAAACUUUAUGUCAUUAGUUUAUUUUGGUCGUGGUUUGCUUCGAUGUGCUCAGAAGAGAUAUAAUGGAGGACUGCUAGAAUUUCAUAAAAGCUUACAAGAAAUAGGAGAUACAGAUGAUCAUUGGUUUGAUAUAGAUCCUACAGAAGAUGAAGAUUUACCUACAACUUUUAAAGACCUUCUUAAUAAUUUCAUCAGGACAACUGAGGGUAAUAUAAUGAAGCAGACCAUUUGCAGUUAUUUAGAUUGUGAGCGAUCUUGUGAAGCUGACAUUUUAAAGAACACCAAUUAUAAGGGAUUUUUUCAGUUAAUGUGCAGUAAGAGCUGCUGUGUUUACUUCCAUAAAAUUUGUUGGAAAAAGUUCAAGAAUUUAAAAUAUCCAGGUGAAAAUGAUCAGAGUUUUAGUGGAAAAAAAUGUUUAAAGGAAGGAUGUACUGGUGACAUGGUAAGGAUGCUGCAAUGUGAGGUACCUGGAAUUGUCAAAAUUUUGUUUGAAGUUGUGAGAAAGGAUGAAUAUAUAACCAUUGAAAAUUUAGGAGCAAGGAGACACUGCAAGAAGGAAUGUAGUCUGCCAAGAUACAAGCACUGCUUGCUCUAUAAAAAGUUGAUGUCUUUGAAAAUAACUGAUACUGAUAUAAGACCGAAGAUCAGUUUAAAAUUUGGUACAAAAGAUGAAAUGCCUAUCUUCAAACUUGAUUAUAAUUAUUUCUAUCAUCUGCUUCAUAUAAUUAUUGUUUCUGGUACUGACAUUGUUCGGCAAAUAUUUGAUGAGGCUCUGCCACCCCCUCUUUUGAGAAAAGAGCUUCUUAUACACAAGAAUGUACUGGAGCCCUACUACAACCAUCUUUGGACCAAUCACCCUUUGGGUGGAGCAUGGCAUCUGCUUUAUCCCCCAAACAAGGAGCUACCACAGUCCAAACAGUUUGACUUAUAUCUCCUAUUAGCUCUCAUAAAACAUUUGAAUGUGUUCCCUGCACCCAAAAAAGGCUGGAAUAUGGAACCACCACCUUCUGAUCUCUCUAAGUCUGCAGACGUCUUGAGGCUGUGCAAAUACAGGGAUAUCCUCCUUAGUGAGAUUUUGAUGAAUGGUCUCACUGAGUCACAAUUCAAUUCAAUUUGGAAAAAAGUUUCAGAUAUUCUUCUGCGCCUUGGGAUGAAGAAAGAAGAUAUUGACAAAGUGAAGGAGAACCCCAUUGAGAAUAUCUCCCUUGAUUACCAUCAGCUGUCCAUCUACCUAGGCAUACCCGUACCAGAAAUCAUCCAGAGGAUGCUAUCCUGCUAUCAACAAGGAAUUGCUCUACAGUCAAUAACCGGCAGUCAACGUAUUGAAGUAGAAGAGUUACAAAAUGAAGAAGAACUAAGUCCACCUCUUAUGGAGUACAAUAUAAAUGUGAAGUCAAUCCCUGAAAUACAGUUAGCAGAAAUGAAUAAAGAUGGGGCAUCGAUACUGAGUGAAUCUUCAACAGAAUCUAUUAAAGACCUCCAGGAAGUUAAGAGUAAACCAAAGAAAAAGAAAAAGACCAAGAAUAAGAAGAAUAAGGAAUCAAAAGAAGAGCAAGUCCCAAAUAUGAUAGGAAAGGAAGAGCAGUUGAAGAAAGAACAAGCAAAUCUGUAUGCAAUCAGUAGAUUUAUGAAAGAUGAUGCAAGCAAUAUUCAAGAUUUUACAACUGAAGACAAGUUCUAUAGUCUGGAUGAAUUGCAUAUUCUGGACAUGAUACAGCAGGGCUCAACCAAGAUAACUACAGAAUAUGGGGAAACUGAGAAGGAAAAGCUCGCUCGACAACGGCAGCUUUGUAAAUUGCACUAUCAGUGUGAAGAUUUCAAAAGACAGUUGAAAACAGUGACUUUGUGGUGGCAAGAAAACCAAAUGCAGAUUAAAAAGAAAGAUAAAAUCAUCGCAUCUCUUAACCAACAAGUGGCUUUUGGAAUCAGUAAGAUGUCCAAAUUACAGCGUCAGAGCCAUGCUAAAGAUAAUGAGAUUAAGAACCUUAAAGAGCAACUUUCUAUGAAAAGAUCUCAGUGGGAAAUGGAGAAGCAUAAUCUGGAAAGCACGAUUAAAACAUACUUAAACAAACUGAAUGCAGAAACUAGCAGGGCUUUAACAGCUGAGGUAUAUUUCUUACAGUGUCGUAGAGAUUUUGGUUUGCUUCAUCUAGAGCAGACUGAAAAGGAAUGCCUCAGUCAGCUUGCCAGGGCGACUCGUAUGGCAGCAAGCAACCUAAAAUCACUCCAAUUAAAGGCUGCAGUAGACAGUUGGAAUGCCAUUGUGACAGAUGUUAGAAACAAGAUUACAUUCCUCAGGACACAAUACAAUGAACAGAUUAGCAAGGUGAAGCAAGGGUUUGCCUUGAGUACACUGCCUCCAAUCCAUCUUCCUCCACCACCUCCCAGUCCUGAGAUACUGAUGCAGCAGUUCUUGGGAAGACCCAUCGUGAAAGAAUCUUUCUUUAGACCCAUACUCACUGUUCCUCAAAUGCCUGCCGUUUGUUCUGGAAUUGUCUCUGCAACUGGUCCAUCUAGAUCUCCCUUGAUGACUAGCAUAGCCUGGACACUACCAGCUCCUGUGGGAGAAGCUAUGCCUCCCAGUGCCAGUCUAGGAAGUGAUCCCCUUAUGAUGAAUUGGGAGAAGAUUACAGAGAGGCUGAAAACUGCCUUUCCACAGCAGACCAGAAAGGAGCUUACAGAUUUCUUACGGAAAUUGAAGGAUACUCAUGGGAAGUCCUUAUCUGGACUGACAUUUGAUGAAAUUGUUCACAAGAUUUCCCAAUUUAUUGACCCCAAGAGAUCUCAGAGUCAAGGAAAAUUAGUGCCAAAUGGUAACCGUGUUUCACCUAGCCAUACUCCAUCACAGGCUAAUGCUACCCAGCCCUCAAAACCAGCCCAGAGGCCCCUUGGUUCACAAGGCUCUGUCACACAGGAAGGAGCUAAUCAUUUGGAUGAUGAGGAAGAAGAGCCUUGUGUGAUCUGUCAUGAGAAUCUCUCUCCAGAUAACCUCUCAGUUUUGCCUUGUGCACAUAAAUUCCAUUCUCAGUGCAUUAGACCUUGGUUGAUGCAACAGGGAACCUGCCCAACCUGCAGACUCCACGUUUUGCUACCAGAAGAAUUUCCAGGUCACCCCAGCCGGCACUUGCCCAAGAUCUGAUUCAGCAGGGUGACUAUGCAAAGGAAGUUCAAUUUUCAGACUCCAGAAUUUAGUUUUCCACUUAUUUGAGCUGAUAGUAUGAGUGCUGUGAAGUGGUAUGUUCGUCAGUAUUAUUCAAAAUAAGCUAGCUAAUCUCAUCAAAGCUGCAGCCAAAGAGGAGAGGACAAAUCUUCAGGACUGUGAACUGAACUGAAAGGAUUUAAAGAAGAUAAAAUUUUGAAAGUUACAUUAGAUUUGCCCUUAUUUUAGUAGAUAUUUUCUUCCAACUUAAACGUGAUUACUGUUAACAUGUAUCUUAGGAUGUCUUCUCUUUUCCUUAUUCCACUCAUCCUUUACUUUCUCCUGAAUAUGCUACACUUUAAUUCCUGUACUAAAUGUAAACAAGAGUAAGAAAAUUCCUCAGAUUUCAGUGUUCCUUUUAACUUUUAAAAUUACUUAUAAAAUAUGUUAUUUAUUUAUGUUUUAUCUCUAUCUUCCCCAUUCUUUCCUAUUCUCUAAAAUAUGUAUCUGUGAAUAGAUUAUGAGCUACUUGAGGUUGAGGACCAACCACUGAUGUCUUGGAGCUGGCUUAUAUACUGUACUGGUUUGUGAGAGAUAAUUCUUAGUUUUCGGAAUUUUGUGAAACAGUUUUUCAAACUAUUAUUAGCUUGAAAUCUGGUAUUUUACACCACAGAAAUUGGUGAAUGCUAUAGGUAAGGGCUUUUUUUCCCUUCCCCCCAAAAGCUUGUUAUUAAAGAUUUACCAGCACACCACUGGGACCAUGCCUGAUGAUUCUUACUGUUCUCAGUGUCUUGCACAGUAGAUACACCAUAAAUAGCCCCCCAAAUCAGAAAUCAGAAAGCGGUAAGAAAAUUAUUAUGCAAAUUAAGCCACUUGCUUAUUUAAAUAACUUUACUUGUAAACAUGCUCUUUGGACCUUAAUCAUUUAUGCUUUGGAGGGAUUUUUUUUCAGCCUUAAAAGUUUCUGAUUUCACUUUCUCAUGCAUGGGUGGUAUCCUGUUUGUGUGUGGUUGUCUUUUAUGACAGAGUUGACACCCACUGAGCUAAGUGGCACAUUUAAAGCUUGUCAUUGAGAACUUUCAUUCUUAGAGGUCAAAAAUAUUAUUUUGAAAUUAGUACUGUGUAAAUGUUGUGUUAUACAUAUCUCUAGCUUCAAAAUUAUUAAUAAAAGAAUUCAGUUACUUUGUAAGAGAAAUGUUACUUGGUUCGUAUUAUUUUCCAUAAAUUAAUGAAAUUCAUUCUGUGAAUAAGUGUUUCCUGACUCAGCAACUAUUUUACCUUUAUAUUUCACUAUAAAUGUAUCUGGAAGUUAUUUUAAAUCUCUGCUUAAAAUUACUAUUUCUGAAAUUGUAUGAUGUUUUCUUCUCUAAUGAGAAUAGACUGGACAAGGUGAAAGAAAAUACCCCAAAGUGAAGGCAGUCAUCUAGAUUUGUUAAGUGCCAAAAAAGUCUUAGAAUUAUACAAUUCAGAACAGGGCCUUUAAUAAUUAUCUCAUCUAACACCUCAAGAUCAUGGUCAUAUAGCAGAUUACCUUGUAAAACAUUUUUUAGUGUAUGUUUACAAUUGUAUUUACACUUUCAUGUGGGAAAGAAUAAAUGUUUCAUAAUUGAAUGCC